GCCAGCGCCGAUCCGCGGGAGUCGCAAAAAAAAGCGGUAGGUGGUGAUUGUUGAGCAGUCAGCGACCGUUCGUCGAUCCGGACGGAUUGGUGUUGUUCUGUUGCGUCACGGUGUUCCAGUUCAGUGCACCUGCCACCUUCCUCUGUUUCUCCCUUCCUGUUAAUCUUGUGAGAGAAGAGCAGCGCGUGUCACACGGGCGAGGAGAAACAACGGGGCAAAGAUGGGCGAGAAAACUGAACACAUCGUGAUGACGCCGAAAUGCAAGACCUCGAAUUCAACGACGCUGAUAAUAGAGAGGCAAGCGUUGGAGCCCCCGACGGAGAAUGGGAACGAGAACAACGUUCACGUCGCCGGAGGUGAUCACAAGGGGAUCGUCAUCAACAAACAGGCUGCUGCUGUGACGAACGGCGAGGUGUGCCCUGCCCAGCUCUGCCUGCAAUUCAGGGUGUUCCUGGUGAGCGCGCAAACUGGGAAGCAUACUCAGGAACAAAGGACUCUUCAGUUCUGGUUCACGAAUACGCUCUCAGAAACGGAACAGCCGAGCGUUGCGCAGGAGUUUUUCAGAGAGCUCGUCACGCCGCAGGAGUUUCCUAGAGACUAUGUGGGAUUUAUAAAAAAGAUCAUGAAAUUGAUGCAACAUAAAUAUCCCAGUAUUAAAAAACUAGAAGUGGAAUUGAGGCAGCUGGAAGAACCGAUCACACUCCCGAGCAGACCAUCUACCGGUCACUUACUAUUCACACUUCCUUCCUCUGAGAAAAUUAUGUGGAGUGCAGUAUCUACGGACGAAACCGUCAUGGGUCAAGUGAUCGAGCUCACGGUCGAAAAAGUUCUAGAGCUUAUUGAAUCUGCUUAUCCAAAUCCGGUCACCGUGGUUGACAUCUCGAAGCAACAUGGAUGGGAACCAUCCGAUGUAGAAGCUAAGCUAAAAGAGCUUCAAGAGAAAGGUCUCGUCAAAGCCAUGGAUCAUGGUGCUUUCACGCGUGUCGUCCAUGAAGAUACUCAAGUUCAAGUAGUGAAGCAGAUGCCAACGAUGGCAAGCGCGAAGCAACCCACCAUAGCCAUUAUCACAGCCCAGUAUUGCGAGAAGCUUGCUGUGGACUCGCUGAUUGAGAACAAGGAAACUUUCGUUCGUUACACCACCGUUGGUACCGCAAGUUCACCAGACACGACAGACGGAGUUCCGCGAGUGACAUGCCGUUUCGGGGAGUCAAACAUAUACACUUUGGGCAAUAUUGGUACGCACAGGAUUGUGUGUACUAAAUUGCCAACCGUAGGCCAUACUAGGGAAGCGAUGACCGCGGCUGGUAAUACCACGACUAGAUUAUUAGGUACAUUCCAAAAGGUGGACUAUGUCUUUCUCGUUGGAGUCGGCGGUGGUGUUCCUCACUAUACAGAUUACAAUAAGCAUGUACGACUGGGCGACGUGGUGAUAUCGCAUCCAACGCCGCUUAACAAGAAAUACACGUACAUUUAUUGCGAGAGUGCCAAGAUGACUGAAAAUGGAAACUAUUAUUUCGAGACCAAAGAGUAUUGCCCGCCGAACCUCAGUCUUCAAGAAAUCGCGGCGACUUUGAAGAAACAAGCUGAAAACGAAACAAUUCCUCCGUGGCAGGAGUAUGUGGGAAAAGGCUUGGAGAACCUGGUCAAUCAGUCGGAACACGACUUUAACGCACCACCCCCAGAAUCCGACAAGCUGUACAUGGCUAUAGGGGAAAGAGACGUUAUCGAAGUAGCUCAUCCAACCGCACCUCAGGAUUCCACUAAUAAAAGAACUGACGGAUGUUCCCGAAUUCAUCUGGCACCAGUGGCAUCCGGCCGGCAAAUCGCACGGGACGAUCAGCUCAGGCAGAAAUUCGCAAGUCGGUUCGGUGCGCUUGCGUUCGAUGCGGAAAUGGACGCUGUGGUCGAGAGUAUUCUGGGUAACUGCCGUGAGAAUUUCGUUGUGAUCCGCGGUAUCGCCGAUUACAAGGAUGGCACUCGGAUCAAAGAGUGGCAACCUUACGCGGCACUGGCGGCAGCCAGUGUGAUGAAGGCUAUAAUCUGCGCGAUGGAUCCACCGACUAAUGACUAAUGUCACUUCCUCGAUAGUUAGUUUUCCUAAUUUUAUUUCACGUAGCGUACAAUGCAACAUGCAUACCUUUUCGAGAAAAGAUUCGAGAAACGAUAGAUAGAAUUUAAAACCAAAACACUAAGUAUUAAGCACAAAGUUGCACAAGGAUCGUUAAUGUCUGGCUGAUUAAUUUUUAUUUCUUAUUCGCGAAAGCACAUGGUAGGUCGCGCAACAGUAUUUCAUCCUAUGAAUUCACACGUACAUUUAUAAAUGGAAUAGGUCUGAUGAAGAAAACGUUUACGGUAGACUUCUUAUUGCUUAAAUUUUAUCGUUUUUAUAUGUUUAUUAGGCCUCAAGAGAAAAUAGCGUGCCAUCAUUACUUUUCAUAAUUAUUAGGCAAUGCUUACGAGGCGGAAUAGUUUUACGUUAGGGUUUUGCGAAAAUGAACUAACUGUACAUUGAAUGUACGUUAGAAGAUGUACAUGUGUUUGCUACAAACACGUACUCAGACUUUGAACACCAAGCUAUUAGAGACAAGUUAGAGCGAAGGCUAAUGAUAGUGGAGCAAUUGCAGCAGGACCAAAUAGGACACAGCAGGUUUUAUUCUACUCUCAAGAUAGAUAAUUAAUUUAACAGCAGCUCUAUUUGACUUAAUUUGACAAGGCAGCUACUUGUUGCAUUCGUACUUGCUAUGAUUGAAAUGAUCAAGCAAUUUUACUAAGUGCAAAUAUAAGAUAUAAGACAACGGAGACGUACGACGUGAGUUUAGGAAGCUAUCAAGCGGGCAAACUGAUUUAAGUAUAGGUAUAUGAUGAUAGAUGCAGCCGGUAACUGAAAGUAUAUUUGGCAAAUAGCAAACAGUAUUUAGCAAAUCAAAAUUAAAUUAUCGUUGCAAGAUUGCUGAAGUAACUAUUACAUGUUUACCAGAGUAUAUAUUGACGUUUUUAACAGAUAUAUCCAUUCUAUACACACGCACACACAAUAUACGAGGAUUAAUGAAAAACUACAUUUCCCCGAAGUACAUCUUACAUUACAUGCAAUGGGAUGCCGCGAAAAAGAUUUCUAUUAAUAUGUGCCAAUGUGUUCAUAUUUAUCAAAUUCACUGCCCUUCGAAAAUCUGGAUUACCAUCUUAGCGAAAAAUUUCGAGGAUUUCUUAAAAUUUUUCAGUUUUUCAACGAUUUACAAUUUCCUCGUAUAAAUAACUAUUCUAUAACAUUUCUAAUUCUACAUUUAAAAAUUACAGGGUAGUGCGCAAAAACUUAAUCUAAAUAUUAAAUUGAAGUAUGGACCUAAAAAUGAUUAAAAAAAAGGAUAUAUAAACAUAUAUUUAAGUGUUGUUAAUAAUGAAAGAAGUCUUAAAAUUUUAGCAAAAGUCAAAGAAAUAAUACGAAAAUCAUAAUAAUACGAUUGAUGAUUACAGCCAUAAAUAUCUUAAAAUAUGCAUAUAAGCAAAGUGUAUUUAUAUUUAUUUAUUUAUUUUCCAUACUAGUAUUUCUCUGAUAGUAAAAAUAAUUUAAUCUUCCGUCUGUGAUUCAUGUGCACGCAAAUUAAAAAAAAAACAUUUUGUUUUACAUAUUAUAUUUACUUUAAAAUAUUUUCUAUGAAACGUUAAAGCAAACCAUUAAAUAAUAGGAGGCAGAAAUCAACAGAAAUGAUAAAGAUCACUUGUUGGAUAGGAGCACACAUUUCAAAUUCUAUCAGACAUAGAGGAAACAACUAACGCUUACAGAUACGCAGAUACGUAAUUAAAUAAAAUUUAUAUCUAUACAAAUAUUUAAUAUAUUUAAUAUAUAAAUCGUGCGCUCGCUCGCACGCAUGCAAGUUUAUAUUAUGAGAAACUUUGGAUUAAAUUAUUUCACGACAGAUUCCUAUUUUAGGCCUAAUAUAUUUAACUACGUUAAGUUCGACGGAAUUCCUUUGUUACAUUAAUCGAGGCUUGUAGGAGCUUCGAGCUUCCAAUUGCGCAUUUGUAUUUGCGUUAUUUUCAUGCGCUUUCAACGCUAGUCGCAUUACUGUGUUUUCUACCUGUAUUUAUAUACUUACUACACUUUUUUCUUAGAUUAUGAUAGACGAUAGAUAGCUAAUGUAAUGUAUAAGUUAUUGUACUUGUCUACUUAAUCUCACAUCUUACGAAGAGAUGUUAUUUCUUACAGCGAAUUCCUGCUUGAUAAGUAAAUUAUUAUUUAGUUAUUAGCGACUUUAUGAUUUUGCGAAUUACUUAUUUAAUUAUAAGUUUUGAACUUUGUAUUCCUGCAGCGUUUGAAGUCUUCAGAAUGUAGCACACGGAGAGCUGAAAUAUUGUAAAGUAUCUUCAAACUGAUUGAAAGAUACGACAGUAUGUUCAACGAUUAAUAAUUUGACAUAUUUUAUUACAUUUUUUAUUAUAAAACAUUAAUAUUUUGUUAGUAUCGUAUAAAAUUUCAAAGGUUUUGUCGGUAUAUCAUAUUAUAAAAAAAUAUACAUAUAUAUUUUGCUAAUUCUUAUAAAUCUUAUCGAAAUACGUUCUGUUUGCUUUGCUUUACGUUUCAGUAAAUAUAAAAUCAUCAUUUAUCAUUAUAAGUAUUUUGUGAAAUGUUACAGCUUCCGGAAGAAAAUGUGUGCUUCGCAUCUGUCCAUGCGUAAAUUAGUCUUCCGGUAAAUAUAAAGAAUGUAUUAUCAAAAAUUAAACAAGGUUGAAUCAGGGUUGCAAUAAGAUCUUGAUAUUCGAGAUAUAGAUAUUAAUAUGGUAAAUACUGAAAGUGCCCAUUUUAAAAAAGUAUUACAAUGAAAAGGAAUCUUUUUUGGUAUUUUAUUAAACUUUAUGGUGACUUAUACGCUAUUUACUAUAAUUUAAAAAUUUUAAAGAAUCCAAUUAAUGCGAUUAACUAUACAGAUGUUGGAUAAUCGAUCACUAUUGGAUCAAUAUUGGAAUAAAAUUAGAUUGAUAUUGGAAAAUAAUAUUAAAUGGCAAAUUUUAUAAAUAGUAAAAUUUUUUUUCUGCAAUAAUUUAUGAAUGAGAUAUGAAUAUAAACAAUCGAGAACACUGUACACUUUUAUUUAGGGCUGAUGAUAAUGGUCAAUAAUACAUGAAGUAUUAUAACAAGAUCUACGAAUGAUAAUAUUUCAUGGUAGCUAUGCAAUGUCUGCCAAGGAAGUAGGAUUAGGCUUGGUAUAUAAUCUGCUUCACAGCAGAAAAGGAGCUGUGAUAAUUUCGAUAUUCUUUCGUGCGACACGAAAGGAUGUGGUGGUGUUGGCCAUAUAGUAGAGAUUAACCAAUUCGUCGCCCGUCGAUUCUGUUGAUGAAAUUGCACCGCAAUUUGCGCAAUGCGCAUAGACAUGUGCAGAGACGGAGUAAUGCGUUAUUUUAUACCAUAGAAAAGUUAGAUGUAACUUUUAAUUUAAUUCGUAAAAUUUGCAUUUGGCGAUCAAAAUGCCUCUAAGUCAUAGCGUGUUUCUUAGUGUAUUACGGAUAGUUUAGCAUUUAUUUACGCUAUAAUAUCACUUCUUCAUUCCUUCGUUUCUGUGACAGAAUGUUCCAAAAAUAAAUUAUGUGCAUGUAUUAUUAUCAAUAUUGUCAAAUAUAUACGAUCAAUCG
This is a messenger RNA of Ooceraea biroi (clonal raider ant), 5625 nucleotides long. RefSeq lists its product as uncharacterized. Gene Ontology annotation, molecular function: catalytic activity. The record is from RefSeq and is a predicted model, not a curated record. Gene Ontology annotation, biological process: nucleoside metabolic process. Lineage: Eukaryota; Metazoa; Arthropoda; Insecta; Hymenoptera; Formicidae.